Leishmania braziliensis MHOM/BR/75/M2904 is the source of this 13992-nucleotide messenger RNA. Its product is annotated as putative dynein heavy chain. The transcript has a single exon. Gene Ontology annotation, molecular function: ATP hydrolysis activity; dynein intermediate chain binding; ATP binding. Bases 1 to 13992 code for a protein of 4663 amino acids. Gene Ontology annotation, cellular component: dynein complex. Gene Ontology annotation, biological process: microtubule-based movement. The record is from RefSeq and is a predicted model, not a curated record. NCBI's taxonomy places the organism in Eukaryota, Euglenozoa, Kinetoplastea, Trypanosomatida, Trypanosomatidae.
AUGGCGAAGGGUGACAAGGACGACGCGCCGGCGGACAAGCGUGUCGUGUGGUUGGAGCAGCGCAUCACGAAUGCUCUAAAGCUGAAGCCCGCCGAUUCAAAGAAACUCCUUGACAGCGAAGACAACCGAGCUCAGAUGAGCGAGUUUCUGGAUACCGCCGAUGCGUGUCACCUCUAUGUAUAUCAAGCAGCAACUGGUGCGUUUGUGACCCGAAUCGAGGCGCCAGAGGAGCUCAAGAAAAAGGGUAUGUUCUUCAGCAAGAUCAAGCGGGAGAAGAUGGCGGAUGAAAACCAUAUGAAGGAGGCGAUCACGUUUGGCGACUUUUCGCCUGAUCUCCUCAACAGCCUCAGCUCCGUGACGCGCAACGUGUACGUGCAGAUCCUGAAAGGCGACAAGCGAAACACCGCGACCGUGCCCGAUGUGGCUGUUGGCGAACUCAUGAACGACACCAAUGGGCUUCUCUCCAACUUGCUGGUCAUGCAAGGCUUGAGCCAAGGCAAGACGUUUUUGCCUAUGCCGCCCAUUCAGUUUCCUCCGCGCAUCGACGACUUUGCCAUGGAUAAAGAGACGCUUUACUUGCUCGAGGGCACCAUCGUGUCGUGGACGUCGCAAAUCAAAGCCGCAAUCGGGUCGUCGCCAGAGGAGCUGGAGGAGGCCGCGCCGCAGACGGGCCGAUACCCGUGCCCACUGGACGAAAUCCGCUUCUGGAAGGAGAAGUCUGAGAAUCUGGAUGGCUUGGGGGAGCAGCUGUACUCCGUGAAAUCGCUCAAGGUUCUUGUGCUGCUGAAGCGUGCAGGCAGCAGCUACUACGGUCCUUUCUCAGAGCUGAUGGCUGAGUUGAAGGAGGCCGCGUACGAGUCUCGUGACAACUACCAAUACCUCAAGCCCCUCAUUCCCGAGUUCGAGCAGAUGUGCAUGUCAGCCGCCAGUCACAUCCCCUUCGUGGAGCUCGCCACAAGCGGUGUCUUCAAGCGCCUCUUCCACUUUUUGUACCUGCUGUGGACGCAGUCCGGCUUCUACAACAACCCAGCUCGGCUUGUCUUCCUCAUCCGCGAGAUGGGCAACGAUCUGAUUGAGAUGGCUGCUGACCACGUCAACGUCGCCGAGUUCGCCGAGGGCUUGGAGAAGAAGGAGGUGAUCGAGCGGCUGAGCAGCACGCUGGCGAUUUGCAGCGAGUUCAAAGCAGUGUAUUUCCAGUACAAGUCGCACGUAGCGUCCGUGGCGCGGCCAUGGAAGUUUCAGAACGCUGCACUUUUCUCCCGGUUGGAUACCUUUCUGGAACGCUGCCAUGACCUCCUCGACGUGAUCGAGACAGCGCUCCUCUUCGACAAGAUGGAGAACAUGAAGAUUGGCGGAACCAAAGGUCAGCACCUGACGUCCGAGGCGGAAGAAAUCAAGCAAAUCUUCGAUGCAUCUGUGGCGCGAUUUUUCAGCGUCGAUUACAACCUUCUCGACAUCACAAACACGCGCUUCGAUACCGACUAUGACGACCUCAAGUACGUAAUUCGCGGGCUGGAAGAGCGCCUGGGUUCAAUUCUGGUGACCACAAUCGACGAAUCCUGCGCCAUCACCGAGGUAUUCAAGGCCGUGGACACAUUCGAUGGCUUCACGGAUAGGACGCCGAUGCAGCAGGAGUGGGUUAAGAAGCAGGGCGGCGUGCUCGUCGGUUUUCAUCAGGACUUGAUCAAGGCUCAGGAGACCUACUACGCCGGUGAGGCGGCGGGGGCGUACCCCAACAUGCCCCCUGUGGCAAGCACCAUUGUGCGGUGCAAGGCGUUGCUAGAUCGUAUCAACGAGAGUCAUUCUCGCGUGGUAGACCUAUCCCCCAGUGUACUGGAGAGCGAGCGCGGCAUUGAGGCAUUCCAGUUGUACGAGAAGCUGAAGGAGCUGCUGCAGGCGACGAUUCACGAGAAGUUUCAGAAGUGGACUGCCGAGGUGGGCGCUAUUCGCUCGGACAAGCUACGGCUGCCUGUGCUUGCAACGGAUGAUAACAAGCGUCUCGCCGUCAACUUUGACGCUUCGCUCGUGAAGACGCUGCGCGAGGUGUACUAUGUGGAGGUGCUCAACUCGUACGACUCGGCGGGCAUAAACCAGUUCGAGAUUCCACCCGAUGCAGAGGCGAUCUUCACGAAGCGCGACGUGUACCGUGACCAGGCGCUGAAGCUGGAGUACCUCUGCACGACAUACAACAACCUCAGCGCUAGCCUCCGUCCGCACGACGAGCGUCCACUCAUCGAGGCUGAGUUGCAGAAGUUCGAGUCAUUUGUGUCGCGCGGCCUCAAGGACGUGCGGUGGGAGAAUGAGGACUCCACGAACGCGUUCAUCGAGGAGGCACUCAAGCAAGUCACGGCCAUCGAUACGGCUGUGUCGACGUUGCACUGCAACGUUCAGCAGAUGAGGGACUCCAUGAAGAAGUACAAGAUGGAUGACACACUUUUUCCUCUUGAUGCCGCAGCAGGGGCGAAGACGAUGUCGGCAGUGGAGCUGCGCAAGACGCUAGGCGACUACGUCCAGGCGCGCGCAGCUGGACUGCGAGAGAGAGACAGCGAGAUCAAGGAGCUGAUGCAAAACAGCUUGGAGGCCCUGCAGACGUUGAAGAUGGCCAAUUGCGGCGCUGCCGUGAGCAGCACCGACGCGAUGUGGCAAAAGUACCUGGCGUACGUUAGCUCCGUUGCGCGGGAGUGCCUGGCCGAGGUGGCGGUGGCUUCACUGACAAACAUGCGCAAUCAGCUGGACCCGGUCUGGCUUGCGGACCACGACGGUAUCCCUCUUGUCGAUGUGAAGCUCUCUUUGUCCAAGGUAACGGCAGACAAUCCGACGUCAAAGUCGCGCUUUGACCCGGCGCUCUUGACAAGCGAGUGCGAGGACAAGUCAGUGUGGCAGAUGCUCAGCGACACGAUCGGUGACAUAAUCGACUCCUCUGGCCUGAUCGACCCCAUUCACGGCUCCACCUCGUACACAGAGGAGAUGCGGCACAACGAGCACGUCCAGGCUCUCGUGGAGGAGAUUCAGACGAUAUUUAAGCAGAACGCGACCGCAUGCGAAGAGUAUCGCCACGUCUACGACGAGUUCAAGUCCCUUUGGGAGACGGAUCGCAAGAAGGUGUUUGCACAGUUUAUCGAGAUGGACCAUCAGCGCAAUGCGCAUCGGCCGAGCGUCUCGAUAGAGGACACAACAGCUGCCAUUGCGCAGGUGCAGAAGCCAGCGGAGUACUUUGGCGUAAGUCUGGAGGACUUUGAUCGCGCGAUUACCGAAUACACGCGUAUCCGAAGCCGACUCGCUGGGAUUGAGGACCGCCAUACGGAGGGCCCGGUGCUGAUUGACGUCAGACCUCUGCGCAUGGCGCUGCGCGAUUUGAGCCGGCGCUGGAAGGAGAUGUAUUCUGACUACCUGCUGGACAAGAUCAAGACCGAUCUAAAUGAGCUCUACGCAUUCAUCAAGGAGGCCGACAGAGGGCUCGAGGUGGAGGUGCUGGAUGGUGACGUGGAUGCGCUGAAGUCCGUUAUGCGGUGGAUCCGCGACUGCCGUAAGCGCAACACGGAGGUUAUGGGCGAAGAUGAGACGGGCGAGACGGGUGGAAUGUUCCCACCGAUCAAGGCCGCCAUAGGCAUGCUGAAAACGCACGCCAGUACUUCACCAGAUGGCGAUGCGGAGCUGGUGAAGAUUGAGAAGCUCGAGGAGCUGCGGAAGCCUGUACCGGAGCAAUGGGUCGCACUGAACAAGAAGGCGCUGAAUGCGCGCGCGCAGAACUCUAUCGUUCAGGACCGUGAGGCGGAAAAGAUCAAGGAGGACGUGGCGGCGUUCGAGCAGGAGCUGAACAACGAGGUGGACGCCUUUCACCAGAACCCGCUCUUCACCUAUGCUAUUCAGCCCGGCGAGGUCUACGACGCCAUCGACAGCGUGUACGCGCACUUUACCGUGGUCGAGAAUAAGGCGAAGGGGCUGCAGAACCUACAGGACCUCUUCGAUCUUGCCAUGGCGCAUUUCAAGAGCGUCCGCGAAUGUCGGCAGGAGUUGGCGCUGCUGAAGCAGAUUUGGGACCUGAACUUUCACGUCACCUCUCAGUUCCGCGACUGGAUGCGGUCGACGUUUAAGGACGCCGAUGUUGCCUACUUUGAGGAUGAAGCCAAGAAGAUCUCGAAGCAGCUACAGCUGCAGCCGAUGAAGGUGAAGGGGUGGGGCGUCUUUAAGGGCGUUGACGAGACGGUGCGCAACAUGCGCACGUCGCUGCCGCUGUGCGAGUCGCUGAGCUCGCCGUCGAUGCGACCGCGCCACUGGGAGGAACUCGUGCGCACGACAAAUCAGCCUGGCAUCAUCAACCCCGCCGCCGCUGAUUUCACACUGGAGAAGCUCUUUGCUCUCGGCCUUCACAAGUACUCUGACGACGUAGCGAACAUCGUCGAGAAAGCUGAGAAGGAGCUGCGCAUAGAAGCAAACCUGUCGAAGAUCAUUGUUGCCUGGGAGAAGCUGCAGUUCACGUAUGAAAGUGACACCCACCUGGAUUGCUACCUCCUCGGCUCCGUUGACGAUGUCGUAGAACAGCUGGAGAACGACAACAACGCCCUCUCCUCCAUGCUGUCGGAUCGCUUUGUGGAGUAUUUCUACGAGAAGGUACUGAGUUGGCAGAAGGACCUCGGGCUAGUGGACACAUGCACUACAAAAUGGAUGGACAUUCAGCGUCAGUGGCAGAACCUGUUCCCCAUCUUUGUCCUAUCCGAAGACAUCAAGGAGCAGCUCCCAAAUGAAGCGAAGCAGUUCAGCGAGGCGGACCGCGUGUUCCGACUGCUCAUGAGCAAAGCGUACCUGUACACGAACCCGGUAGAGACGAUUUGCUCCGGAAAGCUCUCUGAGGACAUUGGCCGUGGCGAAACACUGGAGGAUACGCUGAACUACAUCCAGGACAUUCUAAGCCGCUGUGAGAAGGCCCUGGCUGACUACCUGGAGACGAAGCGGAAGCUGUUCCCACGCUUCUUCUUUGUCUCGGACACGGACCUCAUUGACAUUCUUUCCAAGGGCUCUGACCCCCGUGCGGUCAUUCUACACAUGAGCAAGAUCAUCGAAUCCGUCGACUCCUUCACUUUUGACAACAACCCACACCCUAACGCUGGCGCGCAAGACGUGUGGGAGAUGGUAUCCAUUCAGGGCGAGAGGGUGACAUUGACGGAGAGCUUCACGUGCGACGGCGCGGUUGAAACUUGGCUGGAGGAGCUGGUACAGUGCAUGAAGCGAAGCAUGAAGGCGCACAUCAAGGAGGCGAACGCGGGCUACAUAGAAAAACCGCGAAACGAGUGGAUCUACCAGUACCCGUGCCAGGCGGUCAUUGUGGCGUCACGUAUCUGGUUUACGACGGAGGUGCAUCAAGCAUUCACGCAGAUCGAGGAGGGCAAUGACAUGGGCAUGAAGGACUUGCUCAAGAGCCAAAAGUUGCAGCUCGACAGCCUCAUCAAGGAAGUGCUGCUGGAUCGCUCAUCGACGGAGCGCAAGAUGCUGGUGCACCUGAUUACAAUCGACGUGCACAACCGCGACAUUGUGCAAAGCAUGGUGGACGACCGCGUCGACUCCGUCGAUGCCUUCAGCUGGCAGUCGCAGCUGCGCUACUACUGGGAUGAGAACAAGGGCAGCGAGAUUCGCAUCGCCGACGCGGAUUUCAUCAACGGCUACGAGUACAUCGGGUUGUGCGGCUGUCUUGUCAUCACAAAGCUGACGGACCGCUGCUACAUCACCCUUACGCAGGCGCUGCGCCUGAACCAGGGCGGUGCCCCUGCCGGGCCUGCCGGUACAGGCAAGACAGAGACCACAAAGGAUCUGGCGCGCAACAUGGGCAUCGCCUGCUACGUCUUCAACUGCUCUGACCAGAUGAACUACAUUACGCUCGGCCAGAUCUUCAAAGGUCUCGCCAUGUCCGGCUCGUGGGGCUGCUUUGAUGAGUUCAACCGCAUCUCCAUUGAGGUGCUUUCCGUGGUCGCAACCCAGGUGGGCUCCAUCUUGAAUGCGCUCAAGGAGAACAAGUCGCGCUUCCGUUUCGUGGGCGAGGAUAUCUCGCUCGUGCGCUCUGUGGGCAUGUGGAUCACCAUGAACCCAGGCUACGCCGGGCGUACGGAGCUUCCGGAGAACAUCAAGUCACUCUUCCGCCCAUGCGCCAUGUGCGUGCCAGACCUCAAGAACAUUUGCGAGAUCAUGCUUGCCGCGGAAGGCUUUGGCGAUGCCAAGGACCUUGCCCUGAAGUUCGUCACAUUGUAUCGUCUCAAUAAGGAGCUGCUGUCACCGCAGGAUCACUAUGACUGGGGUUUGCGCGCCGUGAAGUCCGUCUUAUAUAUCGCUGGCGCCCUCAAGCGCGGUGACCCUGACAUUCCAGAGCGCAACGUGCUGAUGCGCGCCCUCCGUGACACGAACAUGGCGAAGCUCAGCAAGGAUGACGUGUACGUGUUCAUGGGGCUGAUUCGGUCGCUGUUCCCGAACCUCGACGUGCCCAAGAAGAGCAAGCCGGAGCUGGUCGCUGCCUGCAAGGCGGUCUGCACGGAGCAUGGCAACUUCCCGGGCGAGAACGACAUUUUCAUCCUGAAGUGCGUGCAGUACGAGGAGCUGCUGCACGUACGCCACUCCGUCUUCAUCCUCGGUGCGGCCGGUGCCGGCAAGACCGAGUGCUGGCGCUGUUUGCAGGGUGCGCUGACGAAGCUGCACCAGGAUGAGUGGAAGGCAAAGGCGGUUUCGUCGUGCCUCAACCCCAAGGCGAUCUCCUCCAAUGAGCUGUACGGCUACUUCACCCCACAGAAGGAGUGGCGUGACGGUAUUCUUUCGACGAUCUUCCGCGACUACGCCGUGGAGUCGAAGAAAAAGAAAAAUAUGAAGUGGAUCGUGCUGGACGGCAUCAUCGACGCCGAGUGGAUUGAGUCAAUGAACACGGUGAUGGACGACAACAAGAUGCUAACGCUCGUCUCAAAUGAGCGUAUUCCACUCACGGACUCGAUGCGAAUGAUCUUCGAAGUGUCGCACCUGCGCAAUGCUUCACCGGCCACGGUGUCGCGCGCUGGUGUCAUCUUCAUCAACGAAUCGGAUCUGGGGUGGGGCCCGUUCAAGGACAAGUGGAUAGCGUCGCGCGAGAAGCGCGAGGGGGUGAUUCUGGACAACCUCUUCGACAAGUACGUGCCGCUCAUCUUCGAGUUCUGGAAGCGUAGCAUGCGGCCGAUUGUGUCUGUGAUGGACAUCAACGUGAUACAGACCCUUUGCUUCCUCCUUGACGGUAUCUUCAAGACCAUGGAGCUGGAGGAGCUGGCGAAGCACUCCAAUCCGUUCGAAGUGUACGAAAAGUACUUUGUGUUCGCCGCCGUCUGGGCAUUUGGCGGCCCGUUGCCGAGCUCCGACGGUCGCAUUGACAUGCGCCUCAACUUCUCAAAUCAGUGGAAAAAGGAGUUUCCGAACAUGAAGAUCUCCGAUGCCGGAUCGGUCUUCGACUACUACAUCGACAAGACCAAGGGCGAUAACGGUGCCAUGCUGUUCGACUGGAAGCCGUGGACAGAGCUCGUGCAGCCCUAUACGCUGGACGCGGAUGUACAGCUGUCGUCCGUAUCUGUGCAAACUGCCGAUACGGUGCGCAUGUCAUACCUCAUGAACCUCUUCGUUGACAACGCGAAGGGCAUCAUGCUGGUGGGUACCGCUGGCACGGGUAAGACGAACCUAAUCAUGUCGAAGCUGCGCUCGCUGGACAAAGAGAAGGUGCUGUUCCGUGUUGUGUCCUUUAACGCCCGAACGUCAUCCUCCGGUUUGCAGGCGGUGAUGGAACAGUCCCUGGAAAAGCGCUCCGGCCGCACUUACGGCCCGCCGAAUCGAAAGAAGCUGGUGUUCUUCCUGGACGACAUGAACAUGCCAGCACCAGACAAGUACGGCACUCAGGAGGCGGUGGCGCUACUACAGCAGCACGUCGGCUACGGCUUCUGGUACGACCGCGUCAAGAUUGUGCAGAAGGAGGUGGUGGACGUGCGGUACGUCGGCGCGAUGAAUCCCAAGUCUGGCACCUUCACCAUCCUCGACCGUCUGCUGCGCCACUUUGCCGUCUUCUCGACGAAUAUGCCGGAUCGCGCUGACCUUGUAAGUAUCUACGGGCAGAUUUUGCAGGCUCACACAAAGCCGUUCUCCCGUGACAUCCGUGAUACCCUCACAACGCUGCUCACAAACGCCGCGAUUGAGCUGCAUUCGAGCGUGGCGAAGCUGUUCUUCCCUACAGCCAUCAAGUUUCACUACCAAUGGAACAUGCGUGAGAUGUUUAACAUCUUUCAGGGCCUGUGCAAAUCAAACCCGAAGUUACACAAGAGCAGCCUGCAGCUGGUUCGUCUCUGGGUGCACGAGUGCAACCGCACGUUUCGCGACCGCAUGGCCGACGAUGCCGACACGAAGCGCUACGACACCCUGCUGCAGGAGGUUAUCGUGCGGGCCGGCUUUACAGAUGUGACCGUGAAGGAAGUGAUGGAGGAGCCACUGCUGUGGGCGCCAUUCCACACAACUCCAGACGGGCAGGAGAACGUGUAUAAUGAGACAAACUACGAUGAGGCCGGUGCCUACUUGCGCAAGAAGCUAGUGGACUACAACGAGAACUACGCUUCCAUGAACCUGGUGCUGUUCAACCAGGCCAUCGAACAUGUUUGUCGCAUCUCCCGUAUCACCUCGAACCCGCGCGGUAAUGCGUUCUUGGUCGGCGUUGGCGGCUCUGGUAAGCAGUCCUUGGCGCGCCUGGCGUCGUACAUAAACGGCCACGACAUCUUUCAGAUUCUUGUAACGAGCACGUACGAUAUCAAUGACUUCCGCACCGACAUGCAGGAGUUGUACCGCAAAUGUGGCGUCCGCGGGUACCCAUUCGCGUUCAUCAUCACCGACACGCAGAUUGUGUCGGUAGACAUGUUGGUGUACUUGAAUGACAUGCUGAGCAGCGGCAACGUGCCGGAGCUGUUCAACCAGGAUGAGCGCGAGGGCAUAAUCAGCUCUAUCACCAACGAGGUGAAGGCCUCUGGCGCCACUGACUACUCGAACCCGGACGUGUGCUGGGACUACUUCAUCAACAAGGUCCGCUCAAACCUACACAUUAUUCUGUGUUUCUCACCCGUGAGCAAGAACUUUGCAGCGUGGUGCCGACAGUUCCCAGCGCUGGCUAAUACCACUGUGAUUGACUGGUUCCUGAGCUGGCCGGAGCAGGCACUCAAGUCGGUGGCGCAGCGCUUCCUGUCUGAGAUCGAGCUGGGCGGCGAGGAAACGACACAAAACAUUGCAGAGUUCAUGGCGUACUGCCAGAUGAAAGUGACGGAGACGUGCGAGGAGUACUACGCCCAGGAGAAGCGCCACGCCUACACGACACCAAAGUCGUUCCUCGAGCUGAUCGCAUUCUACAAGGACUUGCUAGCCCGGAAACGCAAGGAAAACAAUGAUCAAACGGAUCGCCUCGUGAGCGGUAUUGACAAAAUUAAAGAGGCGGGUGCACAGGUGCAGGGGCUGCAGGAGGUGCUUCAACGAGAGAGCGUGGAGGUGGAGGAAGCGCGGCAGAAGACGGCAGCGCUACUCGAGACGGUGGGCCGCGAGAAGUCCGUCGUGGAAGAGCAGAGUGCGAUUGCAGCGAAGGAGGAAGCGAAGACAAACAAGAUUGUGGAGGAGGUGACGUCGUUUGAGAUGCAGUGUCAGGAAGAUUUGGCUAAAGCACAGCCGCUCGUCCAGGAGGCUCUGGCAGCCCUCGACACUCUUGACAAAGCCUCGAUUGCGGAGCUCAAGAAUCUCGGCAAGCCGCCGGAAGAUGUGCAGAUGGUGGCCAUCUGCGUGCUGGUGCUCACGUCGAACCCGCGCUCGAUUCCGUCGAUGAAGCAGCGGUCGUGGAACGAGUGCAAAAAAAUGAUGAACCAGGUGGAUCGCUUCUUGACGGAGCUGCGCAGCUUCGACGUCAACAACAUCCCCCAGGUGUGCAUCGAUCAAAUACAGGUCUACAUCAACAACCCCUCCUUCGACCCGGACAUCAUCAAGAACAAAUCCUUUGCCGCCGCUGGUCUAUGCAAGUGGGCCAUCGGCAUGAACCGCUACCACGUUGUCCGUUGCGAGGUGCGUCCAAAAGAGGAGCGGCUCGCCGAGGCACAGCAGCGUCUGGUCUCUAGCCGCACUGCGCUGAAGAAGAUUCAGGAUAAGGUGGCGGACCUGCAGGCCAAGCUUGCUGGACUGGUGAGCCAAUAUGACACGGCCGUGGCCGAAGCUGACGCGAUCGAGGCCAAGGCGAAGAAGACACAGAUGAAGAUGAAUCUGGCGCAGCGCCUUGUGAGCGGAUUGUCGGACGAGAGUGUGCGCUGGGGUGCCACCAUCGAGAAGCUGAAGGAGGCCGCGAAGCUGCUGGUCGGCGAUGUAUUGCUGAGCGCGUCGUUUGUGUCUUACAUUGGGCCCUUCUCCAAGGCGUUCCGCGAGCAGAUCGUGGAGCAGGACUGGCUUCCACAAAUCAAGAAGCUGGGCAUUCCAAUGACGGAGGGUCUUGACGUAACGAUGAAUGUCCUUACCUCGGAGGCGGCGGUUGCGUCGUGGAACAACGAGGGUCUCCCAUCUGAUCGUGUCUCGACCGAGAACGGCGCCAUUCUCAACAACUGUAUGCGUUGGCCGCUCAUGAUCGACCCUCAGCUGCAAGGCAUCAAGUGGAUUCGCACCCGUGAGGAGAAGAACGGCCUGCGUGUGGUGCAGACCACGCAGAAGGGCUGGCAGCGCACACUGCAGACGUGCAUCGAGGAGGGUCUUCCGUGCCUCAUCGAGGGCCUCGGCGAGUUUGUGGAGCCCGUUCUUGACGGUGUGCUGAGCCGCCAGACGUUCCGCAAGGGCGGCCGAGAAUUCAUCAAGCUGGGCGCUACCGAGGUGGAGUACAACCCAAAGUUCCGGCUGAUUCUGCAGACGAAGCUCGGCAACCCUCACUACGGACCCGAAGUGAACGCACAGACGACCCUCAUUAACUUCAUGGUUACGGAGACAGGUCUGGCGGAUCAGCUGCUGGCUGUCGUAGUGAGCCAGGAGCGACCAGACUUGGAGAAGAAGCGCGGUAUGCUCAUUCGACAGAUGAACACCAUGACGAUCGAGCUGCAGCAAUGCGAGAAUGGGCUGCUUUACGAGCUGACGAACGCAACGGGCGACAUCCUAGAGAACGUCACCCUCGUGGAAAACUUGGAGACGACCAAGAAGAAGGCAAAAGAUAUUAACGCCUCUUUUGCCCAGGCCGUCGUUACACAGGAGGAUAUCGCGCAGAACCGUCUCCGUUACACCGACGUAGCGGUGCGCGGCGCUCUCCUGUUCUUUCAGAUUGACCAACUGUGGAAGAUCGACCACAUGUACCAGUAUUCGCUGGAGGCGUUCAUGGUGGUCUUCAACAAGGCUCUCGCGGGCGCGCCGCAGCCGGAGAACAGGAAAGACGUGACGAAGCGCGUGGCAAACGUGACCCAGUCGAUCACAGAGAACGUAUUUGCCUACGUAUCGCGCGGCCUGUUUGAGCGCCACAAGCUUAUCUUCUCUAGUCUUCUCACCUUUGCCAUUCUGAGCCGCCACAACGAGAUUAAUCUAAAGCAGUUAGAUUUCCUUCUCCGAGGUAAGAAGAAAACCGGCGUGUUACGGCCAGAGACGGUGAUGGGGUGGUGCACGCAGCCGAACUGGGAUGCAGUGCAGGCGCUUGCGGAGGUGGAGGGUUCGACGCCGAUGUUCAACCUGCUGCCGAGCGAUAUGGCAGAAAACAAUCGGUGGUAUCAGUACUGCGAGCUCGAGAAGCCGGAGACUGAGAAGAUGCCGGGCGAGUGGAAGAAUCUCUCUAACUUUGAGCGUCUGUUGGUGCUACGUUGCCUGCGACCCGAUCGACUCACGGCGGCGUUAGAAAUGUUUGUGGAAACCAGUAUCGGCCGCUUUUUUGUGUCUGAUCAGGCAGUUGACAUCUCCGUCUCGUACCAGAACUCAAGCACGACGACGCCGCUCUUCUUUAUCUUGUCCCCUGGUGUCGACCCGGUCAAGGCAGUCGAGGAGCUGGGGCGAAAGCUAGGCUACACGUAUGACAAAGAGAAUUUCUACAACGUGUCACUGGGACAAGGUCAAGAGGUCGUGGCGGACCGAGCGCUCGACAAGUGCUUCGCCGAGGGCGGAUGGGCGCUAUUGUCAAACAUUCACCUUGUCGAGAAGUGGCUGCGCACACUGGAGCGGCGUCUCGACACGUACGCCGAGACAUACACGCGCGUUGCGCAGCUUCGCAAAGAGAUUGCGGAGCGGAAGGCUGGCGAGCGCAGCGCCGCUGCAGGAGACGGUGAUGACAACGAGCAGCACGAUGAUGAGGCAGCUGAGAGCAAGUCCGUGCCCUCGCAUGACGAGAGUGGCGAGGGGGAGACGGACGAAGAGAAUGGUGAUGGCGAGGAGCGUUCCGAGACUGGCAGGGGCAACGCGGCCGCAGCGCUGAAGGAGGAUGCGAUUGUGGUGACGGAUGAAGAAAUCCAGUUUGAUGGUGUGAAGGGGCACCCGGACUUCCGCGUGUUCCUGAGCGCUGAACCGUCGAAUGUGAUCCCUAUUGGUAUUCUACAGCGCUCGGUGAAGCUGACCUCGGAGCCACCGACAGGCAUUCGGCAGAACAUCGUGCGUGCGAUGAGCAACUUCAGUGACGAGCCCUGGGAGAAGAGUGCGAAGCCGACCGAGUACCGCUGCAUCAUGUUCUCUAUGUGCUUCUUUCACGCCGUGGUGGUGGAGCGCAAGAAGUUUGGCCCUCUGGGCUGGAAUCGCGCCUAUCCGUUCAACGCCGGUGACCUCACAACGUGCAUGGAGGUGGCGGCAAACUACAUUGAGGACCGCCCCAAGGUGCCCUGGGAGGAUCUGCGCUACGUGUUUGGCGAGAUCAUGUACGGUGGCCACAUUACAGACGACUGGGAUCGCGUCCUGUGCAUGGCGUACCUGCAGAGCUACAUUAUCGCAGAUUGCUGCGAUGGCCUGCAGCUCGCCCCAGGUGUGGCAGUACCGGCACCGGCGAGUUACCAGGAGUACAUGCAGUGGCUAACGGCUGCCGACGACUUUCCGGCUGAGUCGCCGCUGCUGUACGGACUGCACCCCAACGCUGAGAUCAACUACCGCACAAUGCAGGCCGACGUCCUCUUCAAGACCAUCAACGAACUGCAGCCCAAGAAGCACAGCGGCGGUGACAUGCUGAGCCCGCAGGAGGUUGUGCAGCAGAAGAUCGACGAGAUCCGCGAGCGCUUGCCGGAGCCGCACAACUUGCAAGACCUUUCAGAGCGCCUCGAGGAUGACCGCUCGCCGCAACAGCACGUGUUUUACCAGGAGAGCGAGCGCAUGAAUAUCCUCAUUGAGACUCUGCGUGCGUCGCUGGAGGAGCUGAACCUUGGCCUAAAGGGUGCGCUGUCGAUGAGUACCGCGAUGCAGGAGCUGUUCGACCAGAUUUACCUCGACAAGAUGCCGGAGCGGUGGGCGCGCGUAUCCUUCAUGUCGCAGCGCAUGCUCGGUUCGUGGGUGGAGAACUUCCUGGCGCGCAAUGAGCAGCUAGUGAGCUGGAACGCCGAUCUGCAGACGCCGAAGGUGACCAACAUUGCACUCUUUUUCAACCCAAUGUCAUUCCUUACUGCCAUCAUGCAGACCACCUCCAUCAUUAACAGUUUUGAUCUCGACCAGAUGGCGCUUGUGGUGGAUGUACUGAAGAAGUCCGCCGACCAGAUCGAGUCUAACGCGCGCGACGGUUGCUACGUGACCGGACUGUCAAUGGAAGGAGCUCGGUGGGAUGGCACAGGGGGCUGCAUCGAGGAUAGUCGUCUCAAGGACCUGUAUCCGAAGAUGCCCAUCAUGCAAGUUCGCUCCCUGCCUCUGAGCAAGAUUGAUCGGCGAGACCAGUACGAGUGCCCCGUGUAUAAGACGCAGGCCCGCGGCCCUGGCUUUGUCGUCGGUUUCUACCUCAAGAGCAAGCAGCCAUCGCGUAAGUGGGUAAUCGCUGGCGUGGGUCUGCUGCUAGAUGUGGUGGAGUAA